This is a messenger RNA of Nycticebus coucang (slow loris), 5926 nucleotides long. It is a transcript of the gene NOVA1, whose product is annotated as NOVA alternative splicing regulator 1. The coding region runs from base 692 to 2215 and encodes 507 amino acids. NCBI's taxonomy places the organism in Eukaryota, Metazoa, Chordata, Mammalia, Primates, Lorisidae. The record is from RefSeq and is a predicted model, not a curated record. Gene Ontology annotation, biological process: regulation of alternative mRNA splicing, via spliceosome; mRNA splicing, via spliceosome. The transcript has 5 exons. Gene Ontology annotation, molecular function: mRNA binding. Gene Ontology annotation, cellular component: cytoplasm; nucleus.
CGCCGAGCAGCCCAGGCAGCGGCAGAACCGCUCCGGCAGCGGCGGCGGCGGCAGCACCAGCAGCGGGAGCGAGCGCAGCGCUAGCGCGGCGCGGGGACCGCCGCGCCGCUUCCCUGCUCCUGCCCUCCUCUGCCGCUCGCUCCUCUCGGCAUCCACCUCCUUCCCCUCCUCCAGCUCAUUCACUCUUUCCACCAAGCUCCCCUCCUCCUCGGCUUCUCCCCGCGCCCCGCCAGCCCUCGCGCUCUCCCACUCCCUCUGCCCGUCCUGCCCGUCCUCCCCGUCCCCUCCUCCCGCUCAUUCACUCGCCCCUCUCCCUUCUCCACUCUCUCCCCCUCUCUCCUUUCUUCUCCUCCUUUCACCCUCCGUCUCUCACACCCCCUCCAUUCCCCUGUUUCCUUUCUGACACUGCACUGCAGCUGCUCCUCAGCCCUGCCCCCUCCCCAGUGAGAACAAACCAGCAACAUAGCUUUUUUUUCCUGAAGAGAUUUCUAUUGAUCCGAUUAAAAAAAAAAAAAAAAACUUCAGAAACCCCAAACGCAAAAAAAAAAAAAAAAAAAGAAAGAGAGGAGAGAGAGAGAGGGACAGAAAGGGGGAAGAGAGAGAGUGAGAAAAGAAACAAGAAAGAAAGAAAAGAAAAAGCCAAAACAAAAGGGAGAACCUUCUCCCGGUAGCAGCGGCAGGAACUGCAAACAUGAUGGCGGCAGCUCCCAUCCAGCAGAACGGGACCCACACUGGGGUUCCCAUAGACCUGGACCCGCCGGACUCGCGGAAAAGGCCGCUGGAAGCCCCCCCUGAAGCCGGCAGCACCAAGAGGACCAAUACGGGCGAAGACGGCCAGUAUUUUCUAAAGGUUCUCAUACCUAGUUAUGCUGCUGGAUCUAUAAUUGGGAAGGGAGGACAGACAAUUGUUCAGUUGCAAAAAGAAACUGGAGCCACCAUCAAGCUGUCUAAGUCCAAAGAUUUUUAUCCAGGUACUACUGAGCGAGUGUGCUUGAUCCAGGGAACAGUUGAAGCACUGAAUGCAGUUCAUGGAUUCAUUGCAGAAAAAAUUCGAGAAAUGCCCCAAAAUGUGGCCAAGACAGAACCUGUCAGCAUACUACAACCCCAGACCACCGUUAAUCCAGAUCGCAUCAAACAAACAUUGCCAUCUUCCCCAACUACCACCAAGUCCUCUCCAUCUGAUCCCAUGACCACCUCCAGAGCUAAUCAGGUAAAGAUUAUAGUUCCCAACAGCACAGCAGGUCUGAUAAUAGGGAAGGGAGGUGCUACUGUGAAGGCUAUAAUGGAGCAGUCAGGGGCUUGGGUGCAGCUUUCCCAGAAACCUGAUGGGAUCAACUUGCAAGAGAGGGUUGUCACUGUGAGUGGAGAACCUGAACAAAACCGAAAAGCUGUUGAACUUAUCAUCCAGAAGAUACAAGAGGAUCCACAAAGUGGCAGCUGUCUCAAUAUCAGUUAUGCCAAUGUGACAGGUCCAGUGGCAAAUUCCAAUCCAACCGGAUCUCCUUAUGCAAACACUGCUGAAGUAUUACCAACCGCUGCAGCAGCCGCAGGGCUAUUAGGACAUGCUAACCUUGCUGGCGUGGCAGCCUUUCCAGCAGUCUUAUCUGGCUUCACGGGCAAUGACCUGGUGGCCAUCACCUCUGCACUUAAUACAUUAGCCAGCUAUGGAUAUAAUCUCAACACAUUAGGUUUAGGGCUCAGUCAAGCAGCAGCCACAGGGGCUUUGGCUGCAGCAGCUGCCAGUGCCAACCCAGCAGCAGCAGCAGCCAAUUUGUUGGCCACCUAUGCCAGUGAAGCCUCAGCCAGUGGUAGCACAGCUGGUGGCACGGCGGGGACAUUUGCAUUAGGUAGCCUGGCUGCUGCUACUGCUGCAACCAAUGGAUAUUUUGGAGCUGCUUCUCCCCUAGCUGCCAGUGCCAUUCUAGGAACAGAAAAAUCCACAGAUGGAUCCAAGGAUGUAGUUGAAAUAGCAGUGCCAGAAAACUUAGUUGGUGCAAUACUUGGCAAAGGAGGGAAAACGUUAGUGGAAUACCAGGAGUUGACUGGUGCAAGGAUACAGAUCUCCAAAAAAGGAGAAUUCGUACCUGGCACAAGGAAUCGGAAGGUAACCAUUACUGGAACACCAGCUGCAACACAGGCUGCUCAGUAUUUAAUCACACAAAGGAUCACAUAUGAGCAAGGAGUUCGGGCUGCCAAUCCUCAGAAAGUGGGUUGAACGCCCCCAUGAUACAUCAGAUUGUUUUAACCCCUCCUUUACCCCAUUUUCAAGAAGGAUGUACUGUACUUUGCAGAAGUGAAGUUUUUCUGUUAUUAAUAUAUAAUUAUGCAAAUGAAUGCGACUAUGUUGACAAUGUGUAUAUGUAAAUAAUAUGUGUUUUACCAGAUGUUUCAUAGAAAGAAUUUUUUCUUGAUCUGUUUUGUUCUCUAUACUUUGCUUGUGUAUAUUUGUCAGAGGUGUUUCUAGUGUAAGAUUUAAGCCUGCCAUUUUACCAGCAUUAUUGUAGUUUAACGAUUGAAUGUAGACAGGGAUAUGCGUAUAGUUUUCAGUAUUAGUUCUAGAUAACACUAAAUUAACUACUGUUAGGUUGAGUAUGGUGGGGUCAGUGACCUAAGAUGGAGUGAGGCCAAAGCACUGUCCUGUAAGUCUUACUUCCUGCUUAGGGCACAGUGAAGUAGGAGACCAUAUUUUGAAAAUAAGUUUUAAAUUUAAAAUGAUCAAAAAGCAAUAUAGUUGCCUAAAAGCACUGUAAAAUAUUUAAAAGGUUAAAACUGUGGAAAAUUAUAUUGGUAAGUUUACAGAUCAAUAAAAGCACCUGUUUUCCAUCGGAACUAGACAAUGGGAAUAAUGCUGCAUGCUGGCCAUGGCCCAUUCUUCAUCAUGUGUAAGUUCAACAAAAGUUCUCACAUGGAGUCCCACCUCUUCAGAGGUUUGUACAUUUGUUUUUAAGCACUGAAUUCACUACUGAUCCCAUCGCCUGGCCAGUAGAACAGUCAUUACUCCAUUAACAUCCUCACUGUUUAGACACAUAACUGUGGUACAGUGUAUUGGAAAUUUUAUAAACAAAAGUGAAAGUGCCAACAAAUUAUUGAUAGCUGAUAAUGUUUCAUUAUCUGCAACUGCUUGAUAAGUAUGUUGCAUUUUAAGAGCUUAUAAUUGUGUAUAAUUUGUUAACACUAGAAACCUAUUAGUAUUGUGAAUGUAGAUUUUACUGUGAAGCUAUCUGUGAUUUAGCUGUUUGCUCCCAUGAUGGAGUCUUUGCAGCAUGGCGCUAGCAGCCAGUGCAGUUUCUAAUACUCGGUAAUUUGCAUGUUUUGUGGAGCAUUUUUAUGUCACCAACCAGACAGUAUUUCCUGCAUGCUUAUUUAGAAGAGGCAGUUUAUCUCGAGAGGUAGUGCAAUCUACCUUUGUCAGGCUUUUUGACAGGUCAUUUCAGAGUAAGCCUUUGUUCCCAAGACCCAACAACUGUCACCCUCUUCUGUACCUCUCCUGAGUGCCAACUGUCCAGGCCAUUUGACACACCAUCUGUUAACCUCUGAGUUUGCCCGCUCAAGGCCACUCAUAGGGGCAUCCAUCCCCAAGCACCUCCUCAUGCUGUGCAUGCAGUCUUAAAUUCAAUGGACAAAAAUAAAAUGCUGGCUACCUCUGGAUCAUCUGGCUGAGCAACUGAAUUACAAAAGAGAAUUACUUCCAUCUCAACUUCAACCCAUUGAUUACGUCCAUCCUAGCAAGCUAAAUGGCAUCCCAGCUGCUCCUUUCUGUGCAACCAAUUAAAGAACAAUGAGUGUGAUGCUCCAUGUCUGAAUUUCGUCCAGCCUCUCUCUGAACUGUGAUCUUUGUCCUCAUGAACUUUCCCUUUUGUUCAUUGAACUAUAUGGACUCUUCAUUUCAUAUUGAUUUACUGUGCAAUUUACUUUUGGACAUUGAGAACUUGAAAUUAUUUCCUGAUCCCUUCCCCUUCCACUAUUAAUAAUUCAUUUCUGUCAAACUGUAAGAGUAGACUCAUUUUUUUUUUUUUAGUUUUUAACAUUGGACUGUUAUUUCAUUUAGAGUUCUCUAUCUCUAAAUAUUUAUUUAGAGAAUGAUUUUAAAGGGAAUGAUAUGCUUGUUUAAAUGAAAGAGAAAAGCUGUAGUAAACUGUGUUAAUUGGUAAUGACUAUUUAUCGUCGAUACUCUGUAGCUGUGUAAGUUCUGACAAAUAGUGUAUCUCGUGGAAUCAGUGGUUAGCAUUGCCGCUAUUAUAUUUACUCAUUUUAUCAUUAUAAAUGUGCUUAGUUCAUCAUGUAGCAUCACUUGUCUCCCGUCUCAUUUUUUCCUUGCAUGUCACAAGUCUCAGAUCAUUUAUAAUACAUUAACAGUAAAUAAUAUCUAUGUAAAUUUCUUUCACCAUGCUGUCUCAGAGUCAGCAGUGAAAAAAAGGCAAAGAUUGGGGCCCCACUUAGUUUGAAAAAGGGAAAGGAAGUGAUCUAGGAUGUGUAUUAGAAGCAUUUCCAAUGUUGGGUCUUUAAAAUGUUUGUUCAGUCUUAGCAAAUCUUCGAUCUUUUAUUUCAGAAUUCCAGUAGUCACUGUGGAGCCCAUGCAUUUCACCUGGAAUUUGAUGUUACUGUGAAGCCAAACCAUUGAAACAAUUAUAUGUAUUUUAUUAGCUAGUAUUGCUGAAAAUGCACUCAGUUCCAUUUUAAUUGUAAAUGGGAUUUUUAAACUUUUCCAAGUUGGCGUGGUUAUAUGUUACUUUACAAUGAAAGAUUGAAGAUAAAUUGAAGAUAUUUACAUUUUAAUUUAUGGUAACAGAUAAGGGUUUGUAUGCAUUAUGUGUAAAUCAGCUUCAUGCUGUUUAAAACCUUAUUCUCUGAAAUUUAUAGACCAUGUAGAAUUGAUUUGUGAUGUGAUGCUUUAAUUUAUUGCGAGAAAAGUAGUAUGGCUUCAAACUGCCACAGGUAGGCACGUAACAAUGGCUGUUCAGCUAUACUUAUCCAAAAUGGAGAAAACUAAUGAUACAAGGGCCAAACAUCUUAUGAAAUGCAACUAUUUAUAGACUUGUUUUGCUAUAGGGAGGCUGGUGAACACGCUGAAUACGAAUUACCUCAGUUCUGCAGCUUUCUAUGUCUUUUUAAUGCAUUCUGUUUCAGGGUCACUUUCAAUCAAUAUUUCAUUUACUUACUGAGAUUGAAUGGGCGCUCUGAGACACAGUGUGCUGUUUAUCAUACAGAUUGGACACCUCAUUCUAGAUCCAAGAUCUUUUCCUCAACACUGGGAGCUGUCCUUUCAGCACCACAAAAUUACUGCUUGAAGUUGCAUUGCAGCCCCCACCUCCUUUAUCACUGGGAGCUUUUCUUUCAGCACCACAACAUGGCACCUAGACUUUUUAAACGGCUGCCUUCCUCUUUGCACUGAAGACCAGUUUCGUCUGCACUUCCAGUUAUUGCUAUUACCUGUAGGACUUUCAAUCCUACUUCACCUCACCCACCCCACUCCUGAAACAGUUAAAUGUAUCUAUUUCUGUGGAAGUCAUUUUCUCACCGAAUGAUCAGAAACAAAGAUAAAUUCUAACCUGUAACGGCUCAUUUCGACUCAUUGCUUACAAUAGAUCUAAGCUCUUUUUUCUGCUUAUUCGACUCCUUCCAGCUUCCCAUCACAUCUGUAACAAACUUUUACAACAAUAUGGCCACACCACCAUGCACAAACCUACCUGCAGAGUAGAGAUAGAUUACUCUCCAUCGCAUUCAGAUGGUUAACAGAGGUUAGCAAGUCCUGUAUUAUAUAUUUAUAUCGCUUUCUAAGAAAGUGCAUAUUAAUGUUUACUUUAAGAAUGUGUAAAUGGUGCUAUCAAGAAUCUGAUAAAUUUUAUCCCAGUUUUUUGUGUACCACUUCUAAUGUAUGAGAUUUAUUUUUUUAUUGGAAAAAAAUAAACAGUAUGAAAGCAUUAAA